AGGAUGAACAAUGUCACAGAAUUCAUCCUUCUGGGCUUGACCCAAGACCCAGAACUGAAGAAACUCUUAUCUGUUGUGUUUUUCAUAAUCUAUUUGGUCACACUGAUAGGCAACAUGUUCAUCUCCAUCACCAUCUUCAUCAGCCGAGCCCUGGAUGCCCCCAUAUACUUUUUUCUCUCCUAUUUGUCCAUCAUAGAUGCUUUCUACUCUUCUACCACAGCACCCAAAAUGGUCUUUGACUUAAUCUCUGAGAGGAACACCAUUUCCUUCAAUGGCUGCAUGACUCAACUUUUUGCUGAACAUGUUUUUGCUGGAGCUGAAAUCAUCUUGCUGAUUGCCAUGGCCUAUGACCGCUAUGUGGCCAUCUGCAAGCCCUUGCACUACAUGACCAUCAUGAGUCGACCUGUGUGUGUUUUCCUGGUGGUGGGAGCUGGAAUGGUGGGGUUGAUUCAUGGCCUGAUCCAGACUUUAUUUAUAGCCCACUUACCAUUCUGUGGCCCCAAUAUUAUUGACCACUUUAUCUGUGAUUUAAUACCACUCCUGAACUUGGCCUGCACUGAUACCCACAUUCUGGGGCCCCUGAUUGCUGCCAACAGUGGGUUAAUGUGUUUACUCACUUUCUCGGUGCUGGUUGCUUCCUAUGUCAUCAUUCUGUACUCCCUGAGGAAUCACAGUUCUGAAGGGCGUCGCAAAGCCCUGUCUACCUGUACCUCUCAUGUUACUGUUGUCAUCUUAUUCUUUGUACCUUGCUCAUACAUGUAUGCAAGACCUGUGACCUCUUUCCCCAUUGAUAAAAUUGUGGGUGUGUUUUGUACCCUAGUAACACCUCUGUUGAAUCCUUUAAUCUACACCCUCAGAAAUGAAGAAGUCAAAAAGGUUAUGAAGAAACUCUUGGGACAAAUAAUGAAAGCUAGUGAAAAAUAA
Messenger RNA from Nannospalax galili (Upper Galilee mountains blind mole rat), 924 nucleotides. RefSeq names its product olfactory receptor 4C45-like. Gene Ontology annotation, molecular function: G protein-coupled receptor activity; olfactory receptor activity. The coding region runs from base 4 to 924 and encodes 306 amino acids. Gene Ontology annotation, biological process: G protein-coupled receptor signaling pathway. Gene Ontology annotation, cellular component: membrane. The transcript has a single exon. The record is from RefSeq and is a predicted model, not a curated record. Lineage: Eukaryota; Metazoa; Chordata; Mammalia; Rodentia; Spalacidae.